This is a messenger RNA of Pygocentrus nattereri (red-bellied piranha), 1184 nucleotides long. RefSeq names its product CD209 antigen-like protein C. Lineage: Eukaryota; Metazoa; Chordata; Actinopteri; Characiformes; Serrasalmidae. The coding region runs from base 413 to 1033 and encodes 206 amino acids. The transcript is spliced from 5 exons. The record is from RefSeq and is a predicted model, not a curated record.
CUGUAGUGACUUCUUUUUAGAGUUUUCUGAGUUAUUAAAGUUAACAUCAGUCAGAGCAAAAUGGAUAUGAUGGAUAUUUAUGCUAAUUCAGGACUUACUGCAGACAACAGAAGAAAUUCAGAUAUCAGUAGAUACUCAGGCGAAGACAUUUAUGCCAAUCAGGACAACAGAGAAACACCUACGACCAGGAGCUCCGCAGAGUAUAUAUCCAUGACAAAUGCUGAGAAAGUGGGCAAAAGACCUCGGUCUCAUCUUCAGUACGGAGAACUGAGCACUGCAGGUAGAAGAUGCUUCAUACAGACUGCUGUGUGUUCUGCUGACUGUCAUCACAGUGCUGUGGAUCAAGGUUACUGCACAGUCAGACCAGCUCGAGACCAGUUACACCAACCUGACUAUAGAGAGAGACCAGUUAAUGACCAAAAAUACCAACCUAACUGCAGAGAGAGACCAGUUACAGACCAGUUACACCAAACUGACUACAGAGAGAGACCAGUUGAUGACCAAAAACACCAACCUAACUAUAGAGAGAGACCAGUUAAUGACCAAAAACACUAACCUGAUUUUAGAGAAAAAUCAGCUGGAGUCAAGGUACAAUGCAACAAUUAAAAUGGAUCAGCUUCAGAAGAUGUUCUCUUCAGUAGCGAAGGCCGUGCAGGAGGGUUGGAAGUUUUUCAAGAACAGUCUUUAUUACAUCUCUACUGUAAAGACGAACUGGCAUGAGAGCAGACAGGACUGCAGAGGAAGAGGAGCAGACCUGGUGAUCAUAAACAGCAGAGAAGAACAGGAAACCAUUACCCGUAUGCUGGGGAGCAAUCAAGCUUGGAUUGGUCUGACAGACACUGAAAGAGAGGGAGAAUGGACAUGGGUGGAUGGCUCAGCACUGACCACUGCGUACUGGUUGGAGGGAGAACCAAAUAACCAAGGGGAUGAAGAUUGUGGUGAGAUUUUGGGUCCUGUAGAAAAGAAGCUCUGGAAUGACAGACCGUGCUCUUACAAGCAAAGAUGGAUCUGUGAAAAAAUAGUGCUUCAAUGAUAAACCUGAAAGCAGGCAGAAUAUAUUGAGCAGUUAAACCCAAUCUUUAUUGUUUCUGUUUCUGUACAUGUAUUAAACUGAAUCCUUUGAUUGAAUUGAAUUCAGAAUUUACACGCAUUGGAAUUAGACCUCUGCAUUUAACCCAUCUGUG